AUGGCAACCAUCUACGACAUCGCCAAGCACGUGGGCGUCUCUGCCGGCACGGUGUCGCGGGCGCUCUCCCGGCCGGACAAGGUGCUGCCUGCCACGCGCGCGCGCAUCGAGCAGGCGGCUGCCGCGCUCGGCUACGUGCCCAACACGGUGGCCAGGACACUCAAGACCCAGCGCAGCGGCAAGAUCCUGGUCACCGUGCCGGAUAUCGCCAAUCCAUUUUUCGCCCAGAUCCUGAAGCAGUGGUAUCAACGCAGAGUACUGGUUGGCUACGCGGUGCUGCUGGGCGAUACCCAGCACCAGCCCGACCGCGAGGAGCGCUAUGCGCAGAUGCUCCGGCGCAACGAGGCCGACGGCAUGAUCGUGCUGGGGCAUCGAUUGCCGCCGACGGCGCGCGAGAUCGUGCAGCAGCGCGGCGCCGCCGCGCCGGUGGUCAAUGGAUGCGAGUUCGAUCCUGCGCUGGGCAUUCCCAGCGUCCAUAUCGACAACGCGGCGGCUGCACGCGCGGUGAUGGAACACCUCUAUGGAUUGGGUCACGAGCAGAUCGCCGUGGUCGGCGGGCCGCCCGACAACCCCCUGCACCAGCAGCGGCUGCAGGGCGUCCGGGCCGCGGCAAGGCGCGCGGGAAGGCUGCGCCAGCAGCGCAUCGUGCCAGGCGAUUUUUCCGUGGAAUCCGGCCAUGCGGCGGCAAUGGCCGACCAGAUGGCGCUGGGCGCCCUGGCGGCCUGCCGUGAGCGGGGUAUCCGCGUGCCGGAUGACCUGUCCAUCGUGGGGUUCGACGACCUGGCGUCCUCCCGUUACCUCACGCCGCCGUUGACGACCAUCCGGCAGCCGAUGCGCGAGAUCGGCGAGCGCGCGGUCAAGCUGCUGCUGGCGAUCAUCGAGCAUGCCGAUGUGCCGCUCCAGCAGACGCUGGAUUUCAGCCUGAUGCUGCGCGGCUCGACGGCGGCGCCCAGGCCAGGUCGCGAUCUUGAUCCUUGA
Cylicocyclus nassatus is the source of this 978-nucleotide messenger RNA. Lineage: Eukaryota; Metazoa; Nematoda; Chromadorea; Rhabditida; Strongylidae. The record is from the annotation of a GenBank genome assembly.